UAUUUGUCCCUAAUUCCUCGUUCCUAAGCGGGAAAAAGCAAACGCCAAAAAAAGCUCAAAAUCACAAACAGUAGGCAGAGGAAACCGAUUCCUCGCCGGAGAAAUGAGGGGCAACAGUCGCCGCCAACCCAAGGACUCCUUCAUUCCACAACCGACACCUGACCGCCGCCAAUAUCCUUUCUCUGGAGCUGCCGGUAACACUUCCCGUGACUCUGAUGCUAGCUUUGCCAGUAGCCGACCGUCCACCGUUGGCGUCGGUCGAACAUCUGAACUAUAUACUGAUCGGGGUCACCAAAACUCGGCUGUCCGAUCAAUUAAUACCUUCCUCUCCUCCCACAACUCUCUUCUCUCUUUAAGAACGCAUCCUAUCUCCUCCGCUAAGGAGAUGACCGAAGUUCUUCAGUUCCUUCUUCACCAACUAGACUAUCCCAAGGCGAAGCUAGACGACGAUCUGUUUGUAAUUUUGAAGUCCUUGAAUUGCCCAUUCAAGGUCAACAAAUCUGCUCUUCGUGCACCUAAUACACCUCAUAAUUGGCCUUCAUUUCUAGCACUAAUCCACUGGCUAGUCCAGAUUGCGAUGUAUGCGGAGCAUUUGGCCGCUAAUUCGAGGUCUUUAGUUGAAACUAAUGGUAUGCAUGUUUAUACUUUGGAUAGUUAUUUGAAUUUUAUUAAUGGACAUGAUGAGGCGGUGGAAGAAUUGGAUAGAGAAUUCAUGGAGAAGCUGGAGAGAGAAAGAGAUAGUGUACUUGAAAGUGUUAAGAAUUUAGAGGCUAAUUUUAAUGAACUGAGUACCAAAGCGGAGGAGCUGAGGACUGGACCUACAGAGAGGGAAAAGCUGGAGAAGCAGAGGAGUGUGUUAGAGGAGGAUGUGAACAAGUUUAAUGUAAUGAUUGCAGACUUCAAUCAGAGGAUGAAGGCCAUGGAGAAUUUGGUGGAGGAGAAAAGGAAGGAGUUGGAAGCCAAAGUUGAGGAGAAGAAACGGAUUGACGAGGAGAAUGAGGAGUUGAAGAAGAGAGUGGACGAUCAGAGUUUUAAUGCGAGAGAUGCAGAAAGGAUGAAGAGGGAGUUGCAGGCAGUGGAGAAUGGUAUUGGAGAGGCAGAGGCUUCAAGGAAUUCGUGGGAGGAGAAGAUUUGGGAUCUUGAUGCUGCAAUUGGACAUGAGUUAAAGGAACUUGAGUCACUUGCAAUGGAGUGUAACCAGGCCGUUAAGAGAUUAAAGCUUGGAAAUGGCUUUCAAUAUGUGUUGAAUGCCAAGGGAUCAACACCUGCUCAAGUCAUGGGGGUUGACUACAAAUCUACUGUUAAGCCUGGACUUGAAUCCUUUGCUGAUGACAUAAAGAAAAGCUCUAUGGAAAAACUAGAAGAGUUGAUUUCACUUCAACAAGAGUUGUCAGAAUUGACUGCUAAGACUGAAGGCAAAAAGAACCGUACUGCUGUACUUCAGUGUCAUAUUGAUGAAGUAGAAACUUUGUUGAACUUGUUAAGGAAAGAAACAGAGGAGUACACAAACAGAUGUGCAAUGGAAGCUAAAAAGCUGAUAGAGGAUGUCCAAAUGGAGGCUCACAACUUGGAUGUUUUGGAAAGAGAAGCAGCAGCGAUUCUGAAAGCCAAUGAGCUAAAGUUGCAGGAAGCAAUCAAACAAAGUGAAGAAGAAAUUCAGAUGCACGCAAUAGACCUCUUUGCAGUUAUUGAUACCGUCUCAGAAUACAAAGAACAUGUGGAGUCCAAAAUUUCAGAGAUGAGAAGCAAGCUGUCAGAAACUGUAGGUGCCAUUUCUGAUGCUUACAAGCAUUCCUUGCCAGUAGAAUUUUGUAUCAGCUUGGAUACUACCCAUUAACCACAAAUUCAAAAAACAGAAAAAUUACACAGUGCUUCAGGAUGCAGGCACUGUGAAGAAACUUUCUUCCUUUUGGCGAGCGCUGAUGUUUUUAUCAGCGCGGCUAAAUGCCUUCAAGUCUAUUAUUCUGUCUUUUCAUUUUAAGAACAGCGUUUUUACAUUGUAUUCUUUUCUGAGUUCUGUCUAUGAAGUCGGAAUAGAAUACAAAGCUGUUGAACUAGCUUUUUGACCGAAUUAAGUGACUUAUUAACUGGAACUGCCCUUUCGGCUGCUGUAAACGUUCGGUUGCUCGAUUUACAGGCAAAAUGCAGGAGCUUUGUAUAAUGUAUUUAUGGUGGAUUUGUAA
Molecule: messenger RNA, 2183 nt
Organism: Jatropha curcas
Lineage: Eukaryota; Viridiplantae; Streptophyta; Magnoliopsida; Malpighiales; Euphorbiaceae
Product: kinetochore protein
Source: RefSeq, a predicted model, not a curated record